This is a messenger RNA of Manduca sexta (tobacco hornworm), 9612 nucleotides long. Its product is annotated as obscurin. Gene Ontology annotation, molecular function: protein binding; protein kinase activity; ATP binding. Lineage: Eukaryota; Metazoa; Arthropoda; Insecta; Lepidoptera; Sphingidae. Bases 202 to 9312 code for a protein of 3036 amino acids. The record is from RefSeq and is a predicted model, not a curated record. Gene Ontology annotation, biological process: protein phosphorylation. The transcript has 38 exons.
UUCUACAAAGACGGCGUCGAAAUCAAGAGCUCCGAACGGAUACUCAUCGUUAAGGAAUCCGAGGAGAUAUACAAGAUAACAAUCAAGGAUGCCAAGCUUACGGACUCCGGAUCUUAUUCUGUGGUCGCUAAGAACGAGGUGAACCAAUGCUCAGACUUCUGGCAGUGGCACGUGACGACCCCGCCCAAGGUGAUCAAGAAGAUGGGCGAGUCGAAGGUCUGCGAACAGAAGGAGACCGUCACCUUCAACAUCGAGACGGAAUCCGAGCCUGCACCCACUGUGAAAUGGUUCAAGAACAAGACGGAGUUGACGGAAUCAUCAACGAUCAAGAUCUCCUCGUCUGGGUCGGCUCACUCGCUUGUCAUCACUUCAGCAGCACGAGCUGAUGCUGGAGAAUACUCCUGUGAGGUGCGUAACGUGCACGGCUCGGCGUCGGACUCGUGCGUGCUGCACGUGCGCAGCGCGCCCACCUUCACGCAGCGGCUCCAGGACCAGCUCGCCAGCGCCGGCGACACGCACGUCGAGUUCAGCGUCGCCGUCGACGCAUACCCGGAGCCCAGCGUCAAGUGGUACCUCGGCGACGUGGAGAUCACGGAAAAGAAAUCUGUGUUUACUCGCGUGGACUCGGGCAACAGUCACAAGCUGAUCCUGAAGGAAGUCUCCGCGGAGUACUCCGGCCAGUACUCGUGCAAGGUCUCCAACGAACUCGGCGAGGACAGCUGCCAGGCCACGUUUACCGUCAACAGGAAACCGCGUUUCACCAAAAGCUUGGUGGACAUGACCGUUGAUGCUGGCCAGACCCUCAAGCUGGACGUGGAGGUUGAAGGAUGUCCCGAGCCUAAGGUCAAGUGGUUCAAGGAUGGCAAAGAAGUCACUACAGAUGCUAGGAUCAGGAUAGAAAGAGAUACAAAGAGAUUGGAGAACUAUCACCUUACAGUAACUCUGGUGAAGGAGGAAGAUGGAGGAGAGUACGAGGUCAGGGCUGAAAAUGAGAUGGGUAGCGUCUCCUCUAAGAGUACUGUCACCGUCCACACGAGAGAAGUACAUACGAGAAUCAGCAAGGAAGAAAUUGAAAGUGAACUUGAUACGGCCAAAAAACCAGUGGAGAAUGAUGUGGAUGUAGUAGAAAAACAAAAAGCGAAGAAGGCUAAAGCCGAAGUUAUAGAAGAAAAAUCUAUAUGGGAUGACGACGAAGAAGCUGCAUCUAAGAAAAAAGUCGUUGACGAAGUUGAUAAACCUAAUUCAUAUAAAGCACAGAAAUCGGUCACUGAACCAGAGGAAGCCGAAGAAAAGUCUUUCUGGGACGAUGUACAAGAUGAUGAAAAAGCAAGGAAACCCAAGAUAGAAGAAGUUGAAAAACCUGAAAACAAAAAAGCAAGAAAAUCUAUAUCUGAACCUGAGGUAAUAGAAGAGAAGUCUCUCUGGGAUGACGACAAUAAGGAUGAGAAAUCUAAGAAACCUAUAAUAGAAGAAGUGGAACCUAAGGAAACCACCAAAGCAAAGAAAUCGGCCACCAAGCCUGAAAUGGCCGAAGAAAAAUCAUUUUGGGACGAUGCUGAUGAUGACAUAAAAGUAAAAAAGCAUGAAGUUGAGGAUGUCGAAGGUCCUAAGAGUGACAAAGGGAAAAAGUCUGCAACUCAACUUGAAAAGGCAGAAGAAAAGUCAUUUUGGGACGAUGCUGAUGAUGACGCAAAAGUGAAAAAGCAUAAAGUUGAGGAUAUCGAAGGUCCUAAGAGUGACAAAGGGAAAAAAUCUGUAACUAAACCGGAAGAGGCAGAAGAAAAGUCAUUUUGGGAUGAAAAUCAUAACGAGAAAGACAAGAAACCGGUAAUUGAGGAAAUAGUAACGGAAAAGAAAGUUGCCGAUAAAGGUGUUACAAAACCAGAAACAAUUGAAGAAGUUCCAAUUGAUGAAGAAUUGAAAUCUUCCAAACGUAAAUCGAUCAAAAAGGACUCUGUUACAGAAGGACCUUUAAGUGCAGAUAUUGAAGGACGAGUUUUCGAAACAGUUACGACGUUCAAGACAGGUGACGACGGGUCUAUAGUAAUGUCCAAAGUAAGCAGUUCUCGGUCUCAUGGCGCUAUAAUUACAGCACCCCCCACCCUCAAAGAAAGUUCGCUGAAGGACGGUCAUGUGUACGAGUCGCUUCCCCUAGUUUACACUGUCCAGGCUUCUGGCACGCCGAAGCCGACGGUCCGCUGGCUUCACGACGGCAAGGAGGUGAAGUCCAACGCGAGGAUCCACGUCACCAAUGACGGAGAUGUUUACAAACUGGAGAUUGAUAAGGUGGAUCUGAAGGAUGCCGGUCAAUGGCAAGUCGAGAUCGGUAAUGAUCUUGGCAAGAAUGUGUUGAAGGCUGAGCUGUCUGUUUCACCGGAGAGCGAGCUGCGCAAGCCGAAGUUCACGCAGCCGCUGGAGGCGCAGCGCGUGCUGCAGCGCGAGCCCGUGCAGCUGCGCGCGGUGUGCACGGCCGACCCGCAGCCGCACGUGGCCUGGCUCCUCAACGGCGCCGAGCUCACCCCCGACGCCACCAUACUCACCUCCGCCGAGACCAAGGACAUCGAACACGGACUCAAAGAGUGCACCUUCACGCUGCAGAUACCUACUGGGCGUCACGCCGACACCGGUGAGUACACGAUCCAGGCUAAGAACAAGUACGGUGUGGGCGAGAGCUCCGCGCGACUCGACAUCCUGCUGCGGCCCGAGAUCGAGGGCUUGAAGGACGUCACUGCUGUGCCUUAUGAAGAGACCACCUUCAUCGCCAAUGUCCGUGCCAACCCUAUCGCUGAGAUUCAAUGGAGUAAAGACGGCUAUGUGAUCAAGCCGACGGCUCACUACGAGAUCAUCGAAGAUAAGGCCGCGGAGAAGUAUCAGCUGAUAGUGAAGAAAGUCGGUGUCGAUGACGCAGGAGUCUACACGCUGACGGCCAAGAACGAGGUCGGAGAGACCUCACAGCAAGCCAAGCUUACCGUGCAUACCGGUGACCCAGUGUUCACAAAACCGCUACAAAAGCAAACCGUGAAAGACUACGACGACUGUACCCUGAAGGUGCGCUGCGACGGCGAGCCCAAGCCCGAGGUCCACUGGUACCUCAACGGCAAGGAGAUCUCCUCCGACGAACGACGCACCAUCACCACGCAGGUCGGAGGGCAGGUAGACAGCGAGCUGGAGAUCAAACAUUUCAACGCUAGUGAUGCUGGCAAGUACAAGGUCCGCGCAGUGAACUUGGCCGGCGAGGCGGAGUGCGAGGCGCCGGUGUCGCUGGCGCAGGCGGCGCCGGGCUUCACGCACAAGCUCGAGCGGCAGAAGGACGUGGACGAGGGCGAGCCGCUCGAACUCAAGGCCAAGGUCGACGGCAGCCCCAUACCCACUGCCAAAUGGUACAAGGACGGCGCGCCGCUGUCGCCCGAGGACGCGCGCGUGCAGCAAGUGUCGCUGCCGGACGGCACGGUGAAGCUGAGCAUCGAGCGCGUGACGCCGGCCGACUGCGGCGCCUACAAGCUCGUCAUCUCCAACCCGCACGGCGACCACUCCGCACUCUGUGCUGUUGCUGUUAACCCUACUCCGAGGAAACCAUCGUUCAGCCAAGAGUUGGAAGACGUGAAAGCUGUCGUCGGAAAGCCUUUGAAACUCGAAGCUAGGGUUAUGGCAUUCCCUGCGCCUGAAGUCAAAUGGUUCAAGGAUGGUCUGCCGGUCCGUCCGUCGCAAGCCAUAAACUUCAUCAACCAGCCGGGCGGUAUAAUCGGCCUCAGCAUCGACAGCUGCAAGCCCGAAGACGCCGGCGUCUACUCGCUUACAGUCACCAACAAACUCGGCGAGGUUGCCUCUAAGGCCAAUGUGGAAGUGACGCAAAAGGAACGCAAGCCCGCCUUUAUCGCUGAACUGCAUCCCACGAAAGUCAUCGAAGGAUUCCCCGUCAAGAUGGAAGUCAAAGUUCUCGGACACCCUCCGCCUACCAUCAAAUGGACUCACAACGGCAAAGAGAUAGUCCCGGACGGCACCCGUGUACGUGUAGUGUCCCAACCCGAUGGAUCCCACGCGCUGCUCAUCGACAAGGCGACGCCUGCUGACGCUGGACAAUAUGGAGUGAUCGCUACAAACGACCAGGGCGAGAUGGCCAGCAAUGCUGAACUUAAAGUUGCCAGCCGUCAAGAUGACUCGUCUCCACAAGAGCGUCCCCAGUUCAUCCACGGCCUGCGCGACAUCACGGCCGAGGAGGGACAGCCCUUGUCGGUGACGGCGCCCUUCGUGGGCAACCCUGUGCCUGAAGUCACGUGGACUAAGGACGGACAGCCCCUCAAGCCUAAUGAGAAGAUACUGCUCACUUGCGAUGGAAAGAGGGUGGGUCUAGAGAUAAACCCGGUAGAGAUGCCCGACGCAGGCGUGUACGGCGUGAAGCUCGUGAACCCGCUGGGCGAGGACUCGUCUGAAGGCAAGAUCAACGUACGCAAGGUCUACCAACCGCCUACAUUCGCGCAGAAGUUCACUGAUCUGCAACAGCUCCCGACAUUCGACGCGAAGUUCCCAGCUCGUGUAUUCGGUAUCCCAGCACCUGAGAUCUCGUGGUACAAGAAUGGUCAGCUCCUCCGACCCUCGGAGAAGUACAGCAUCAAGCGCGACGGUGACGCGGCGUGCCUGUACGUGCGGGACCUCGUGGCCGCCGACGCGGGCGCGUACAAGUGCGUCGCCAAGAACAGGGAGGGCGCGGCCGAGUGCGAGGCCAACUUGGAAGUCGUUGAUAAGAUCGCCCGCAAGCAAAAGGUGGAGCCGCCGUCAUUCCUGAAGAAGAUCGGCGAUCUGGAGGUGUUCCGCGGUAUGAGCGCCAAGUUCACGGCCUGCGCCACCGGCACGCCGGAGCCCGACGUGGAGUGGUUCCACAACGACGUGAAGCUGUUCCCCUGCGAGCGCAUCCGCAUGGACAAGGAGUCCACCGGCCUGCUGCGCCUCACCAUCAGCGGCGUCGACGUCAGCGACACCGGCGCCUACCGCUGCAGGAUCUACAACCCGCACGGAGAGGACUCCUGCACCGCACAGCUUACUUAUGAUACCCUGGAGCCUCACACAGGCAAACGUCCUAUCUCGGAUCAAUACUCGGACUUUGACAAGAUGAAGAAGACCGGCAUCCCGAUGCCGCUCGCCGACAGGCCGAUCAUCUCGCGCAUGGCCGACAGACACCUUACUCUCUCUUGGAAACCGUCCAUCCCCCACGGACCGAGGUUCCCCGUCACUUACCAGGUGGAGAUGUGCGAGUUGCCGGACGGUGACUGGUUCACGGCUCGCACCGGCCUGCGCUCCUGCGUGUGCGACAUCCGCAACCUCGAGCCCUUCCGCGACUACAAGUUCCGCAUCCGCGUCGAAAACAAAUACGGCGUCAGCGAUCCCUCGCCCUACGCCAUCACCCAUCGCUCCAAGCUCGAGCCAGAACCGCCCAAAUUCAUCCCCUACCUUGAGCCCGGCAUUGACUUCAGACCAGAGACUUCCCCCUACUUCCCCAAGGACUUCGACAUCGAGCGCCCUCCUCAUGAUGGCUACGCUCAAGCCCCCAGGUUCCUUCGCCAGGAACAUGACUCCCAGUAUGGUGUAAAGGGUCACAAUGUCAACCUCUUCUGGUUCGUGUAUGGUUACCCCAAGCCCAAGAUGACGUACUUCUUCAACGAUGAGCCCAUCGAGAUCGGUGGCAGAUAUGAUUGGAGCUACACCAGGAAUGGACAGGCUACUCUGUUUAUCAAUAAGAUGUUGGAACGCGACGCUGGUUGGUACGAAGCCGUAGCCACCAAUGAGCAUGGACAAGCGAGACAGCGAGUCCGUCUCGAGCUGGCUGAAUACCCCACCUUCAUCAGAAGACCUGAGGAAGCUGUGGUGUUGCAGCGCAAGAACGUACGCAUCGAAGCAAGGGUCACCGGCGUGCCCUAUCCUGAGAUCAAGUGGUACAAGGACUGGCAACCGCUGGCGCCCAGUGCCAGGAUUAAGAUCCAGUUCAUCGAGCCAGACACCACCAUUCUAGUGAUCAACGACGCGAUCCUCAAGGACGAAGGUCUUUACUCCAUCUCCGCUCGUAACGUCGCCGGCUCCGUCAGCUCCUCCGCCAUGCUGCAUGUUGAGGAGAGCGAACAUGAGUAUUCCGACAGGAUCCGCGAACACCCGCCGCGCGUGAAGCCGAGCAACAAGCCGUUCGGCGACUUCUACGACCUCGGCGACGAGCUCGGCCGCGGAGUGCAGGGCGUCGUCUACCACGCCGCGGAGAGGCUCACUGGUCGUAACUACGCCGCCAAGAUCAUGCACGGCAACUCAGACCUAAAACCAUUCAUGAAGAACGAGCUGGACAUCAUGAACUUGCUCAACGACCGCCAUCUCAUCCGCCUGCACGACGCGUACGAACACGACCACACGCUGGCGCUAGUCACCGAGCUAGCGGCUGGCGGCGAGUUGGUCAGGGACCGCCUGCUGAGGUCUACCACCUAUACUGAACGCGACAUCGCUGGAUACAUCAGGCAGCUGCUGAGAGGCUUGAAGUACAUGCACGAUAACAGUGUCGCACAUCUUGGACUUACCAUCGGCGAGCUGCUCCUGUCCCACGCGGGCAGCGACGAGCUGAAGCUCUGCGACUUCGGUCUCUCGCGCCGCAUCCAGUUCAACAAACACGCCGCCCUCGACUACGGCAUGCCCGAGUACGUCGCGCCAGAGGUCGCCUCCGGUGACGGCGUCUCCUUCGGCGCUGACCUCUGGAGCGUCGGCAUCAUCACCUACAUUCUGCUCAGUGGACACUCUCCCUUCCGCGGCCUCAACGACCGCGAGACCCUCACCAGGAUCCGCGAGGGACGCUGGGAGUGGCACGACGAGGAGUGGUGGUCUCGACUCAGUAUUGAAUGCCGCGACUUUAUCUCCAAGCUCCUGGUCUACAACUGGCAUGAGAGGAUGGACGUCAAUACCGCGCUCUCGCACCCAUGGCUGACACUGGCUGACAAGAUCUACCAAGAGGAGUACCAGAUCACAACUGACAGACUCAGGAAUUACUACAAUCUGUACAGGGACUGGACCAGCAACGCUCAGUGCCGCACUUGGUUCCGCCGCAGGCCGCUCAGCGGCGCCUUCGAACAUCCUUCGAAGAUGGUCUACCCGCCCGGAGAAAUCUACACUCCUGAAGGUACUCCAGACCGCGACCGCAGCUCGCGCGAGCGCAAGCCUGCUGAAUGGGACCUCAAGUUCAAGCAGUGGGACCAUCCCGACUGGGAAGUGUCUGCUACAUCUGAGAGCCAUUACCAGAACGGUCCCGACACGUACCUGCUGCAGCUGCGCGACACGCAGUUCCCGGUGCGCCUGCGCGAGUACAUGAAGGUGGCGUGCGACCGCUCGCCCGGCUACAGCCUCAACGUCUUCGACACCUACGACCCCAGGACCCCAAUCAUCCGCGAGCGUCGUCGUUUCACGGACAUAAUGGACGAGGAGAUCGACGACGAACGUCGCGAGAGGAUCAACAACUACGGCACCGAGAGCUACACCAUCCGCAGGCUCAGACACGAGCUUGGAACUCGCCUCGACAGCUACGCAGAGGCGCAGGCGCUCAUGGAGUCCAAAAAGGACGGACAGCUUCCGUUCUUCAGGGAGAAACCUCAGACCUUGCCAGUCAGGGAAGGAGAGCCAGCACAACUAUCCUGUUACGCCGUAGGCGACCCCAAACCCGUCAUCCAGUGGUUCAAGAACGACAUGGUCAUCGCCGAAGGACAAAGAAUCAAAAUUGUAGAAGACGAAGAUGGAAGAUCUACCCUCAAAUUCGAACCGGCGAUGCACCAUGAUGUAGGCUACUAUAAAGUCGUAGCACGAAACAAGGUAGGACAAACGGUAGCUAGAACCAGGGUAGUCGAAGCUACAACUCCCGACGCUCCCGACAGCCCUACUGCAACGGAAAUCUCCGACACCGAAGUGCUGUUGAGAUGGAAGCAACCGAAAUACGACGGAAACUCGCCUGUUGUCUGCUACAGCUUACAAUACAAGGAAGGAGACAGCGUCGAAUGGAAAGACGUUGCUAACAACAUCGACCACGAAUUCUUCGUAAUCAGAGAUCUUCAACCAGACACAAGCUACCAGUUCAGGCUAUCUUCCCGUAACCGCAUCGGAUGGAGCGAUAAAGGAAUACCCACAAAUCUGAUCAAGACGAAAGAAGCCGGCGCUCCCAAAGUCGAAGUCACCAAAGCCAUGAAACACUUACAGCAACUCACAGAAUCCGGACAAGAGAUCGUUCUAGACGAAGACAAACCGAGAUUGGACUACGCGACAGAGGAGAGCCCUGUAGACUGGUACUCGGCGAACACUUUCACAGAGAGGUACAGUUUCAUAUCGGAGUUGUGGCGCGGCAAGUUCUCCAUCGUAGUGAAGGGCGUAGACAAGACCAACGACAACGUCGUCGUUGCUAAGAUCUUAGAGAACCGACCGGAUACAGAAGUUCAGAUCCAGAGAGAGUUUGAAUGCUUAAGGAGGCUCAGGCACGAAAGGAUAUCGAACAUAUUAGGAGCUUACCAGGCGCCAGGCUCGCCAGUUUCCGUCAUCAUCCUGGAGAAGCUGCAAGGCGCUGAUGUCCUCACAUACCUGUCCAGUCGCCAUGAUUACACCGAGCAAAUGGUAGCGACUAUUGUCACACAGAUCCUUGACGGUCUCCAGUACCUCCACUGGCGAGGGUACUGCCAUUUGGACCUUCAGCCUGACAACGUAGUGAUGGCAUCAGUCAGGGCUAUACAGGUCAAACUCGUAGACUUUGGUUCCGCACAUAAAGUCACCAAGCUCGGCACUAGUGUACCACAAGUCGGCGAUUUGGAAUACAAAGCGCCAGAGAUAAUCAACGACGAGCCAGCGUACCCGCAGACGGACAUCUGGUCGCUGGGCGUGCUGACGUACAUCAUGCUGUCGGGCAAGUCGCCCUUCCGCGGCUCCGACGACGCCGAGACCAAGCAGAACAUCUCCUUCGUGCGAUACCGCUUCGAGCAUCUCUACAAGGAGAUCACUCAGGAAGCGACGCGAUUCCUAAUGUUCCUGUUCAAGAAGGUGCCACUAAAGAGGCCCUCGGCCGAGGAGUGCCAUGAACACCGCUGGCUCACGCAGAGCGACUUCAUGAACAAGAAACGCGAACGAGCUGUCUUCCUUGGCAAUAGACUGAAGGAAUUCUCCGACGAGUACCACGAGCGUAAGGCGCGAGAGUCAUCAGCGGCGGACAGCGUGGCGGCCGCCUUCGGACAACUCGCACCACGUCUGCUCACACGCUCCAACAGCAUCCAGGAUGAGCUGCUCACCACCACCACAUUCGCCGCGCUACCACACUGAACCAACACCACCACUCCUGCCUACACCCUUGGAACUAUUGGCAAACCUUGAAUUAUUAGAAUAAUAAUAUUAAUCUACAUUUCAUUACUAUAAUAUUGAUAUUUGGACAAAAAAAAGAAUGACGAUGUCCUAUAAUUAAUUUAGUAUGAAAAUAUGCGCUCGUUUUGUACUUUUUAUAUUUUUUAUCAAUGUGUUUUUGUUCCAAAUAAAUCCCUGCAAUAGUUCCAAGGGUACUACCAUACCAUCGACAUUCAUAUAUCAUGUACAUUUCAACCACAAUCGAAAAGUCUAGUCACAAAA